CUAAUUCAACACGGAAUGGAAAAACCCACAUUUACAAAACAGCAUAUAAAGAAGAAACACGACGAACAGUAACAGGGGUGAAUUCAAAAUAUUGAAAAUGAAUAACUCGGGACAAGUUUGUAAAAUUAUAGUGAUAAUUUCCUGUGUGGUAAAUGUACUGUUAGCGAUAGUAUUCGGAUUUUUACUUGCAUUAAACUGGGAUGAUGUUGGAACCUACUUUCGUUUUAAAACUGACACUCCAGACCAGCAGGAAAUCAUCGGUAAUGUAAGCGGUGAUGGAGAGGUACAAACAAAAGACUCGGUUUGUUUUUCGUGUGACUAUUUAGGAAACAGUGUGAGUGUGAAUGAGACACUUUACGACAAAAUUGUUACAACUGAUUGUCAACACAAGUUAUGCUGCAUUAAAAACAGCGUGAUUCAUGAUUUUGUACAAGCGACACUAAAUCAGAACGAUGCCAAAGGUAAUAAUUCUUCGAUCCGGGACUCGUUCACCUGGUGGAGAAAUAGACCCCACUCCGCCCACCUUUAUCUGGACAGGGAUAAUUCCGUUACAAAGGAAAACAAAUUGCGGUGGAUAGCUGACGAUUCAUAUGGCACCGCAUUUGCACACGACAUUGAACUGAUGAACGGAACGCACAUGCGCAUCAAAACAGGUGGCGUCUAUUUCAUCUACAGCUCCACUACGUUUGAUCACACUGGUCAGGACACGGUAGAAACUCUGUAUCAAAGUAUUAUUAAAUGUCACCCUAUGUUGCCCAAGACGGGCGAUGUUGACCUCAUUUUCAGUAAAUUUGGGGGGUCGCCUGAAUCCGAUAGACAUCAUACAAAUUUUCUUGCGGGGGUGUUCGAAUUGCAAGGCGAUUAUCGUAUUGCCAGCCCCCUGUCUCAGAGUGGACACAAGUUUUUGGAUAAAUCCUCGGUGAUAAAAAAUUAUUUUGGAAUAUACAAGUUAUAAUCUUAUUGUUGUCAUGAAACUUUUGUAAAUAUAUUUAAAUUUAUGAAAAGAUUAUUUAACUGAGGAAUCUAAAUCCUCAAAAAUGAUUGAAGCUGGGAUCUAGCUUGUGGUGACAUUUUCUGUGAUGUGUUCUUUAACAAAAUUGAAGAACGAGACUAACUUUGUUCCCAUAUGAGAAUUGGUGACUGUAAGUAUUAGACUCGUGCAGGAAACUGAUCCUAAGAUCACCGGAUGGAUGGC
This is a messenger RNA of Saccostrea cuccullata (small rock oyster), 1195 nucleotides long. RefSeq lists its product as uncharacterized. Gene Ontology annotation, cellular component: membrane. Gene Ontology annotation, molecular function: tumor necrosis factor receptor binding. The coding region runs from base 98 to 955 and encodes 285 amino acids. Gene Ontology annotation, biological process: immune response. The transcript is spliced from 4 exons. NCBI's taxonomy places the organism in Eukaryota, Metazoa, Mollusca, Bivalvia, Ostreida, Ostreidae. The record is from RefSeq and is a predicted model, not a curated record.